Alosa alosa (allis shad) is the source of this 8281-nucleotide messenger RNA. It is a transcript of the gene mia3, whose product is annotated as MIA SH3 domain ER export factor 3. NCBI's taxonomy places the organism in Eukaryota, Metazoa, Chordata, Actinopteri, Clupeiformes, Clupeidae. Gene Ontology annotation, cellular component: endoplasmic reticulum exit site; endoplasmic reticulum membrane. The transcript has 37 exons. Gene Ontology annotation, biological process: endoplasmic reticulum to Golgi vesicle-mediated transport; protein secretion; vesicle cargo loading. Gene Ontology annotation, molecular function: protein binding. The record is from RefSeq and is a predicted model, not a curated record. Bases 53 to 6910 code for a protein of 2285 amino acids.
CAAACAGCCGUCCAUUAGACCUGCCCCACACAACGGCCUGCAUCCUCACUUGAUGAAAGCUAAUGGACACAGGAUGAGGGACUCCCAAGCUCCAAUGAUGUCUACUGAGGGCUUCAGAAAACCUCCUCAGGUCAAACAGCCGUCCAUUAGACCUGCCCCACACAACGGCCUGCCUCCUCACUUGAUGAAAGCUAAUGGACACAGGAUGAGGGACUUCCAAGCUCCAAUGAUGUCUACUGAGGGCCUCGGACAACCUCCUCCAUUCAAACAGCCGUCCAUUAGACCUGCCCCACACAACGGCCUGCCUCCUCACUUGAUGAAAGCUAAUGGACACAGGAUGAGGGACUCCCAAGCUCCAAUGAUGUCUACUGAGGGCUUCAGAAAACCUCCUCAGGUCAAACAGCCUUCCAUUAGACCUGCCCCACACAACGGCCUGUCUCCUCUCUUGAUGAGAACAAAUGGAUCCAUGUUGCUCCGUGGACCCAUGCCUCUUGAGCCGCGGUUAACACCACCGCCUCAUGUCUCAGAUACAUCGUUCAGACCACCUGCUCCACAGUGCAGCUCUGCAGAAACAUCUUUUAUACUUAGCUUUGACAUUGGACUGAGAAUGGCAAGGAAAGACAGCUUUGCUUUGGCUGUACUCCCACAAGAGCAAUAUCUGGCUUAUGGAACAUCUCUCACCACUGUUGCAAAAGAGGAGAUUUUUGCCUUGGCAACUCUGCCAAUUCAACAGUGUCCAGUCACACCUUGUAGUGCAAUGCUGACUGACAUAUUGGUAGACCCAAUGAAUCCCACCUUGAGCUUGCCUAUAGCAACCAACUAUGGAAAGCAAGACAAGCAGCAGGCCUCCACCCACCAGAGCUCCGCUGAGCUGCAGAGUUGGAGCUUGUCCCAGCGUAGCUGCUUCCUUGGAGGGGACACUUGGGCACAGCCCGUGUGGGAGAGCAGGGAACUGGGCGGGGAUUUCACCAAGACCCUCCCCUGGAACAACGUGGACAGCAAGCUGCAGAAGUGGCCCUUCCAGGCCACCGUCACCGAGUCCUUCAACGCGCUCCUUCCCCAGGUCAUCACCCUCAGCCCAGGGACAUCUUUGUCCUUGCCUGUCUCCUUCAGGCCACCUGAGCGGUAUAAGUACCUGGACACAACUGAGUUCCAGGGGAAAGAGGACACAUUCCAGGUAUCCCUCCAGGCCACCGUACCCAGUUUCGUCCAUGAGCUUACUGAGCGAGUGCAGCUGCCCUCUUGUGCUGCCCACCACGGCGGCCAGACCACCUUUACCUUCCAUGAUGCCAGUGAGUUGCGUACAGGUGCACAUUGGGAACUGGGCAUCCCGGUUCAGCUCUCUUCAGAGAGUGGAGUUCUGGCCCCAGGUGAGGAGGCUCAAGUCACGGUUCUCUUGCGCCCCCUAGAGGUGUGCGUGUACCAGUUGAAGGCCAGCUGUGCCUUUGGGGACCAGGGAGAAAAGAGCUGCUCUAUGCUCUUACAGGGCAUGUCGAUGUUCCGGAACACUUACCUAGAGACAAGCGCCCCAGGGGAGAAGGAGAGCUCUAGGCUGCUGGAGUUUGGGACUGUGGCUUUUGACUGCUCCCAGGAGAAGCACUUUGAGAUAUGCAACCCCUCCCCAGUGAACUCAUCCUUCCACCUCUCUCAUCUGCAGCAUCCGCCUCUGUUACAGAGUGUGUUUGAUUGCUCAGUGCACAAGGGCCUUGCGGCCCAGGGGUCGUCCCUGCAGGUGCCUGUGCGUUUCUCCCCAGUGCACAGCAGCAGUGUGGAGUACCUCAGUCGCUCGUCCCCAGUGGCCCUAAGCAAGCAGCGGAUCAAGCCCACUGGCUCCAGCAGUGUGCUUCUAUGUCGGGGGAAAGCCUCAAAUGACUUUUCCGGACCGGACUGUAGGUUCCUAUCUUUCAAAAAGGGGGAGACAAUAUAUGUGUACUAUAAACUCUCAGGACAGAGGUCGGAUGUGUGGGCAGGAAGUGUGGGUAGUCGUUUUGGCUAUUUCCCUAAGGAGCUGCUCACCAUUAACCACAUAUACACUGAAAAGGAAAUAGAAGUUUCUGCUGAGGAAACGGAUUUUGUUUGUUUUGAUUCUGGCCUGGAUAAGUUUGAAAGUUACAAUAUAGACCAGUUGUUGAGCUAUUCUGAGUCGCAAGCGGCGAGUGAAGAUGCAUCUGUUGAAUCUACUGAAAUCGAAGACACACCGACAGUAACAGAAGAAGUGGUGUCAUCUCAAGAUGACACGCCACCAGAGAGAGACCGGGGUGACAUCGUGGAGGAGGAAAGUGAGCACUUUCUGAGGGAGCCUGAUCCGGAGGAACUGUCACUGGGUCCCAGCGACACGUCUUUUUCAGAUGAUGAGGCGGCCAAUACAUCUGAAACAUCUAUGGCAGAGCAGGACGAGGAAGAGAACCCAAAGGAUUAUACCGAUGUUCACUCAGAGAAUUCAGCAGAGGCUGAAAGUUCUGAUAAGGUUACAGUGCUGAAACCAGACAUAGAAAGCACUGAACAGAUAGCCAAAGCGAAAAAGGAGUUAAAUGGUAUUGUUGAUUCUUGGAGCACUGAGCAUGUACACCAGUUAUUUGAGGAUGAAAGGGAACCAAAAGAUGGUUCUCCACUUGAUCCAGAGGAUCCUAACCCCGAUGUUCCAGGUGAUGCUGAACCAUUGGACGAUGACUUGAUCUUUGAAGAAGGAGGUGAAUCCAUUUUUGGGGAAGACUCACUUGAUCAGUUGACUGAGGAGGCACCGUCUUCUCAAGAUGAUGAUAAAUUGGAAGAAGAUGAGAAAACUGCAUUCAUUCAAUCACCUAUGCAGCCCAGUGAGGCACCUUCAGAGAAUUCAACAGAGGCUAAAAGUUCUGAUCAGGAUAAGGUUACAGAGGUAAAACGAAAAAUCAUUGAACAGUUAACCAAGGCUAAAAAAGAGUUAACAGGUAUUGUUGAUUCUAGGGGCAUUAAGCAUGUACACCACCCAUCUGAAAAUGAAGCGGAACCAAAAGAUCGAUCUCUGGUUGAUGCUGAAGUCCCCAAGCCAGAUAAACCAGGAGAUGAAAAACCACUGAAUGAUGACUUGAUCUUUGAAGAAGGUGGUGAAUCCCUUUUUGGGGAAGAGGGACCAUUUUCUCAAGAUGAUGAAAUGGAAGACGAUGAGACAACUGGCCCCACUCAGUCACCUGAGCAGCCCAAGGAUGUACCUUCAGAGGGUUCAGGAGAGGCUAAAAGUUCUAAUCAAAUUACAGAGCUCAAAUAUGACAGCGAAAUCACAGAGCAGAUAGCCACGGCUAAAAAGGAAUUAACAGGUGUUGUUGAUUCUUGGGCAACUGAACCUGCACAUCACCAAUCUGAAGAUAAAAUUACAGAGCUCAAAUACGACAGCGAAACCAUAGAGCAGAUAGCCACGGCUAAAAAGGAAUUAACUGGUAUUGUUGAUUCUUGGGCCACUGAACCUACACAUCUCCAAACUGAAGACAAAGAGGAACCAAAAGAUCUGGAAGAAGAUCCGUAUCAUGAAGAAUUACUUGAAGAUGAGAACGCUAUGCUGUCAAACUUUGCCGACACACAGGAGGAAGGUGAGAAAGGGGACUUGACCCGCGAGGCUGUGGAAGCUGAAGCCGUGCCAGACGCUGUGCUGUCACCACCGGCUCCCAGCCCUGUAGAGCCGGACGCCAGAACUACAGAAGUACCAUCCACUGAUGAAUCAUCAAGUAGUAGUGAUGCAGAAAACAUAAUCAGUGAUGAAUCAUCAAGUAGUAUGAUUGAUGCAGAAAACAUAACUGACACUACAGAUCCUGAGAGUUCCACUACUGUUCCAAAUGAGCCAGAAUACAGUGACCGUGUUCUCAGAUUAACUCUGAUCAGGGACCACUUCAAAGACCAAGAAAUGGAACGUUUCCAGAAAUUUCUAAGUUUGAAACACUUGAUCCGGAUUGAGGCCAUGUUUCAGGAUCUCGAGCAGGAGCUGAAGUCUGUCAGGUUAUCUCCGACAGACAGCAGCGAGGACAUUGAGAGGACCCUAGAGGCUAUUCUUGAGGCUUCUGAGACCUCCAUCCUGGACGAGAUCGAAAAGAUGUUGGACAGCCGAGAACACAGAAACCAGAAGGAGAUGGAAGCUAGCAUGUUUGACGAAGAGGCUGCCAUUUUGGAUGACUUCCAGGAGCUGGCAUUCACUUUGAGACAGAAGUACUCCACAGUGAGCGACAGUGUGCCGCUGGUCGCUAAGCAUGAACCUGUCACAGAGGAAGCAGAUCUGCACGAGGUUGUGGAAGACUCUGUGAACAACUUCACUCUGACGGAACCUGAUGAACCCAAUGACAUUGGUAAAGUGGAACACCAACACACAUCAGAACCAAGCACCCAUGGCAACCUCCCUCACAGUCCAGACUUGGACAUUGAGGAGGAUGGGGGCCAUAGAAACAAAGACAGCCAGGCAAGCCCCAAGGAACCAGACGAAAUCCAGAUAGGUCCACAGGCUAUUUUGGAAAAUCCUUUGGAUGUGGAAUUUGGCGUACCAUGGGAGGUGGAACGUCCGCCCUCAGGUUCAAUUGACCGCCACGUUUCAGAUUUCCAUGAAGACGGACCUAAAAGUGAUACCAGUUCCACGUCAGUUUUUGCUGAAAUGCGGAGCACUCUACAGUUUAUUUCCCAAUAUUGGCAGUAUAUUGGACAGUAUGCCGAAAUGCUUGUAGCUACCCUGCCCGAGGAGUGGAGGCCAGGCCCAAAUUUCCACGGACUUCCCUGGGAGCCUGUACUGGUCACAGUGGCAGUGGGAAUUCUCACGCUUAUUGCGUUUUUCUGGAAGACCAUUCUUGCUGUAAGAAGCAGAAGAUACCAAAUAACAGAAAAACAACUGUCAGAAAGAAUAAAGAAAAUGUUUAAUGAAAAAUCUGAGACCGCGAUCAAAAUGGCUGAAUUGAAAAAGCAGGCAAUAGAAUGGGAAAAACGUCUAAAGGAUUCUGAAAAAUCCCAAAAAUCAUUACUGCAGGAAAAUAAAGAGUUAAAGAAAAUGUUGAAAGAAGUGAAUGAACAACAAAAAGUCUUGACAGAGAAAAUGAAGACGCAGGACCAGACGCUGGAUGCUGAGCAAAGGAGGAUGCAGGGCAUGAAGGACACGCUUUCAAAGUCCAACCAGACAGUGGAGUCACUGCAGCAGAGCAUCACGUCGUACCAGAAAGAGCUGGCAAAGGUCCAGAUUCUCAUGGACGAGUCAAAGCUCCGAGAGGAUGCCUUGAAAGCAGAGAUGAAGGCCUCUGAGAAAGAAAAUAACAAAUUAAAAGAGCUGAAGAACUCUCUGCAACGGGACCUCAAGGAAUGGGAAGAGAAGCACAAAGACCUGAAUGAGAAGAUCAGGGUCUUCCAGAGAACCCAGAAAGAACUGGAAGAUGCUCUGGCACAUAAGGAAAACGAGAUUGAUAUUAUGACUGACUGUAUUGCUGAGCUGAGAUCUCUGGAGGCUCUCGAGGCUGACGAUUCUCAUGGUGACAAGGGUUUGGCGAAUGGCGAUACCACCGCUGCCAAGAGGAAUGAGACAAUGAGGGCUCAUAUCAAACAGAUGAUGGAUGUCUCAAGGGUCAAAGCCACUCUCUCUGUUAUUGAGGAUGAGCGAAACCGCUUCAUGGCUAAGCUGCUCGAGGAAGAGAAGAUCAGGCAGAAUCUUGAGGAACAAGUCCAGAAGCUUGAACACGACCGUUCUGAGCUGGAGAGUGACAAGAGCCAGCUGGAGAACCAGCACAAGACCCUGGAGCAGAAGCUCGAGAUCAUGAGUGAGAUGUACCAGCAGAAGGAGAGCGCUUUGCACCAGAAGUUGACUCGGGAGGAGCUCGACAGGAAGGAGAAGGAGAGCAAGCUGUCCGAGGUCGACAAAAAGACUCUCAAAGCAGCAGAGGAAGUGGAGAUCCACAAGCGACGCAUCCAGGAGAUUGAGGAGGAGAUGGAGAAAACGGAGCGGUUCAACAAGAAUCUGAUUGCCUCACUCGAGAAGAAGUCCCAUGACAACUGGUUGGCCGCUCGAGCAGCUGAACGAGCUCUGACUGAGGAGAAACGUGAGUCGGCUCGCCUCCGCCAGAGUCUGCAAGUUACGGAGGAGAAGAUCCAUGAGAAGUACAGGAGCCUACCAAAGCCCGCCUCUGUCCAUGCUGAUCACGCGCUGAGGAGAGGAGGAGACUCGUACGGGCCCUCUCCCGUAAGUGGGGGUGCCCCCUCCCCCCCUCCAAUGAUCGAUGGCCCCGGCCGCCCCCCCUCCGCCCCAGUGGGAAGACGGAGCGAGCCCCUAGGACCUCGACCCCCCUCUGAUCCUCACGGACGUUAUGCCGACCACGGCUACGCGCCGCCUCCUCGACAUGACAUGUAUGCUCCACGCACCUCGUCUCCGACUGAUGGAUCGCAAACAGCCCCAGUGCCAGUAGAGGCUGAGGCCGAGGCCUCCACAGAGACACCCGAUGCAAUCUCCAGGUCUCAGGGCCCAGGGUCCUUGCUUGUGUCUCCGAUAAGGGACUCCCCUGGUCCCAUCAUGCCUCCAAAGGUCCAUGGGCCACCUCCUCCAGGCGGACGCCCUCCCAUGGGGCCUGCCCCACCCAACGGCUUGCCUCCUCCUAUGAUGAGACCCAAUGGGCAUCCGCCCAUGAAGUCCCCUGCACCCAUGGGUCAUGAACCACGCUUCGGACCACCACCACCUCUUUCGGAUCCACAUUUCGGACCACCUGGUUAUGGACCCAGACCUGGUCCCAUGUCUGGACCUCCCUACGGACCUCUUCCUCCACCUUUCAUGCGAGGCCCUACUCCACCGAUGCGCGACUAUCCACCCAUGGGACCUGCUUAUGGACCAGACUACCCCUACCCACCACGCCACCCAUCGCCCGGAGCCAUGUUGCCCCCACCCUCGGAGCCAUGCCUCCUGGUGCAAUGCCGCAUCCCGGCAUGAUGCCGCCGCUGCCUCCACACGGCGAGCGGGACUUCCGCGGCCCUCCCCCGGGCCAUGGCUACGUUCCUCCUGAGAUCAGGAACAGCCAGGGAGAUGUUCGCUUGGACAGCAGCGCUAAAACGGACAACUUCUCCCAGCAGGCUCCUGGCCAGCAGGAUUCCGCCUCUAUGGUUCUCGACCCUUGACCGGCCCUUGACCACGAGCCAGCAGCCCCAUCGCUGCUGGAUUUGAAAGUCUAGUUUCAGAACAGACUUAAGCAUACCACAAAACCCCAUAAAAAUUACUUACUUAAUUAAAGCAUCAUGAAAAGGCAGAUCUAGCUCUGUGGUUUUGGAUUUCUAAAACUUGCAACACUCUGGAUGAUGGCACGAGUGGACAGCUACUUCAGUGUGGCCUAUUGUGCAAUAACACAUUUUUAAAUUUAUGCCUACGUUUUCUUUUCUUUUGAGGUUUUAAGGACAUAGGACACAUUGAAAGUAAGUGAGUUUUCUUUUGUUUUUUUUGUUUUCUUUUUCACAAAUAUGGUUUCCUGUGGAAAUGCUUAGAUAUUACAGGGACAAAAAGACUAUAUUCGAUCCAGGCUGUACUUUAUGCAUCGUCCACUUGCCCCAGCCUCAAGCUUAAACGUGAAAAACUUCAAGGUGCCCUGUGUAGAUCUGGUGGUGAUGAAAUGCAAGUUUUGAUAUGUCCAUUGAUUUCUAAGUUAUAAAGUAAUGCGAGGUACCACACACAAUCCUCUGUUUAUGUAGACAUAGUCUGUUUUUAAUAUAAAGUUUAAUUCAAACCGGCAUUUUCUGCUCCAAUCAAAGUGCAAAUUCAAAACAGUAUAUACAUGUUUGCAUCUGCAAUGUUGAUUUAAUGGCCAGCUUAUGUUCGUUUUAGAUUUUUGUUGUGUUGAGAUUUUAUAAUGCUCCUGUCAUUUCUUUCCGAAGAGAGAAGACCAACAUGCUGUCAUAUUGACAAAUACCUGUAUAUUGCCUUGACUGUAGAUGUAUAUAAAAUUAUUCAAAUCACCUGUGCAAACACAUUUGCUCUAUUGUUCUCUUUCACAUAAUCAGCCGAGGAAACAAACGUCUUGUGUUAGUGCUUCAUCAAAUGUGCAGCAACUCAGGUACACAGUCAGCAAGUGUUGGUAGUUUUACUGAUCUGGAGGUGGCUGUGCCCACGUGGGUAAUACAGAAGCAUUUCAGCAUGCGAGUUAUUUCUUUGGAGUGUGCUGAGUGGGGGUGUUUUUAUAGAACAGAUUUUUGUACAUUAAAAUAUAACAACCUGUGAAGGCUCCAGUUGCUAUCUUUUUGGUAAUUCAGGAAUAAGGGAAACUAAGAAUAAUGUAUUUUUACCUUUAAAUAAAGACGGAACAUUUCAAAUGCA